This is a messenger RNA of Paracoccidioides brasiliensis Pb18, 1122 nucleotides long. RefSeq lists its product as uncharacterized. The transcript has a single exon. The record is from RefSeq and is a predicted model, not a curated record. The coding region runs from base 1 to 1122 and encodes 373 amino acids.
AUGGUGCUCAUAUCAUCUUCGACUAUCUCUGUUAUAAUAUCGUCGUCUGUCAUUAGCCUAUUUACAGGUCUUCUUUUCCUAUCAGGUUACGUGCUCCAGCAACAAACUGUUCGUCACAUACAAGCUUCCAUUAGUCCUGAUUCAGUAUACCAUCUCGCAGGGCGACAAUAUGCCCUAUCAGGUGGCUCCCCCGCAGCCGCCUAUGUUGUUGCCAACCAAGGUAAUGAAGCAUUCUCGACCCCUGAUGCUGUACUAGCCGACAAUAGCAGAGGACGAGGAGACGGAGAAGGUGGAGAGAUGGGGGAGACAUCUCGGAACGAACUGGAUGGUAAAUAUGGGCAGAGAAAUAGCCACACUUAUGUCCAAAUUAUUUCAAAACCAAGCGUGUCAUGUAUCUGCUCGAGCCUUCUAUUCUUCAAAAUCCUCUCAUCGAACAGCGACAUUGAAACGGACAAAGUGUUCCUAUAUCCGCAAUCCUGGGACCUACACUCGCCAUCUAGAGGAAUUUCAAAUGCGCUGAGUCUCCUCCGACAAUAUCAGAACAAAUAUGGUAUAAUAAUGCACGCCAUUAAUACGUCAGAUCCCAACUACCGCUUCCCAUCAAAUACAAGGCUCCUCAGCAGAGCCUCACAUAAAUUAACCCAUUAUAAAAAGAUUUUCUACAUCCGUUCCCCUGGCAUGCUUCUCGACUCCUCGAGGCUCAACCAAUUAUUCCUCUCCCCACCACCAACACUCUCAUCCUCCUCAUUCUCCUCGUCCUCACCCUUUUCUUUCCGGAAAAAUAAAAGAAAAUCUACAGACAGUUCGCAGAGUGAUCAGUGGGUUCCAACUCGCUUAUCAACCGUGAACGCGGACCUCCCGUACGCGUUUCUCGUUACAACGGAUCAUUCUUCGUCAGGCGGUGUUUCUAUUCGAUCUCAUGUACCAAUUCCUUUAGUGAAACAGUCCUUGAUCGUUCCGGCGGUACCAAAAUUUGCUGUCGAAAAAGGCGCAGAGCUACAUCCUGCCUAUGUGUUUUUUGAAAAAGAUAGGGAUCGGUUGCGGGAAAUGGAAACUGCGUAUUAUCAACAAUGGAAGAAAGAUAUUGAAGACAUUUGCCAGGGUAUUGAUGUUAAUGACUGA